AUGGCUACCCCUAGUGUCCUAGCUUUUGACGCUGAGGGUCGCGCCAUUGACUUUGAGGUCUGGGUCGACGACCUGCAGCUGUUCUUACAGUGCGACAGAGCAGACGGCCUUUCUCUCUUUGACCUCACUUCUGGUGCCUCUCCUGCCCCUGCUGCUGAUGCUGAUCCCACUGUGCGUUCUCACUGGGCCACCCGCGAUGCUACUGCACGUCUUGUUGUGCGUCGCCACCUCCCUACCUCUGAGCGCGCGCACUUUAGUCAGUACAAGAGUGCUCAGACCUUGUACGACGCUGUAGUCGCGCGCUACUCCUCCCCUGCCACUGCUGCACUGAGCCGUCUCAUGCUUCCCUACCUCUUUCCUGACCUCUCUGCCUUUCCCACUGUCGCUGACCUCAUUACGCACCUCCGCACUAGUGACACUCGCUACCGCGCCGCCCAACCUGCUGAGUUCUGCGCCAAGAACCCCCCCUCCAUGUACAUCACUCUCUACUACGUAGUCGCGCGCCUCCCUGACUCUCUUCGCGUAGUCAGGGACCACUUUCUCGCGGUCUGUCCCACCACCCUCACCGUCGACAUCCUCGAGAAGGCCCUCCUCGCGGCGGAGAAGAGCAUCGUCGCUGUAGGAGCUUCUCGUGGUGACCCUCGCACCCCCAUCUUUGAGGGGUGCUCUCCUUCCCCCCUCCUGCCCUCUAUUGCCUCUGCUGCUGCUGCCGACCUGCUUGGUCUCGAGUCGGUUGGCGCGGCGUCUGCCCCUAGUGGGAGACGCCGCUCUGGCAAGGGCAAGGGGGGCAAGGGCGCGGGUGGAGCUGGAGGGGGCGGUGGAGGUGGCGGUGGAGGCGGCGGAGGGAGUGGGGGUGGCGGCGGGAGUGGUGGAGGGGGUGGUGGUGGUAGUGGUGGCAGCGGCGGAGGAGGCGGCGGUGGUGGCGGCAGCGGUGGUGGUGGCGGCAGUGGUGGCGGUGACGGUGGGGGAGGCGGCGGCGGAGGAGGCGGUGUUGGCGGAGGAGGUGGAGCUGGUCGGGGCGGUACCCAGCAGCGGAGCGGCGGUGGUGGUGAUCAGCGCUCGCAGCAGCAGCAGCAGCAGCGUUCGCGCGACAUCCCUCCGCCCCAGCAGCUCCGUGAGUGGUACACUCGACGUCAGAGGGGUGGGGGUACUGGUCCUUGUACCUACGUCCUUCGCUCUGGCGACCGCGCGGGUGAGCAGUGUGGGGGUGCCCACGCCACCCAGCGCUGCUUUGGCCGCCUGACGGACGCUUGGCGUCAGCAGUUCCCCGGGGCUAGUGAGAUCCCUCGCUGGGAUGAGCUUCUUAGGGCUGGUGUAGCGAUCUUUGAUCUUGAUUUUGAUGCUAUCCUUGCUGCUAUGUAUGCUGUGACUAUUAGUGAGGAGGGUGACUGUUACCGGUGUUUCCCGCCCGACCCGGGCAUUGGUACUGCUGCGCUAGGUGCUUGUGAGGCUGCUGCUCUAGGUGCCAGUGCGUCUGCGCUCUCAGGUGCUGGUGAGACUGCGCUCUCAGGUACUGCGUCGCCUUCGUCCUCCCUCACUUUCACACUUGACUCCGGGGCUUCUUGCUCCUUCUUUCGAGACCGCACCACCCUCACGCCGCUUGGCCGGCCGGUUGCGGUCUCCCUGGCUGACCCCUCUGGGGGUCCUGUCCUCUCUCACUUCUCCACUGUCCUCCCGUGUCCGGCUGCCCCCUCGGGCACCCUGUCUGGUCUGUACCUUCCCUCGUUUUCGACGAACUUGGUGAGUGGUGCGGACCUACAGGAUGCGGGGGUUCACCAGUUCACUCCUGCGAGUCAGCGGGUGACCCACUGCACGGACGCACGCACAGGCCGGCACCUGGCCACGUUCUCGCGUCGGCCGGGGUCGAGCCUCUACACCCUGACCACUACGUCUCCUCCUGUCCCUGCGUCUGGUCAGGAAGCUGCGUCAGGUCAGGUGUUUGCUGCUGCGUCCCGGUCAGGUCCUGAGUCUGCCCCCUGUUCGUGUCGCCUCCUGUCUCACGAGACUCUCCUGUGGCACCACCGUCUGGGCCACCCCUCCUUGCCCCGUCUUCGGAGCAUGGCUUCCCGUGUCCUUGUCUCUGGUCUUCCCCAGUCUCUCCCUCCCCUUCCUUCCGGGCCAGGACCUUCCUGUGUCCCCUGUGUCGAGGGGCGCCUCCGGGCUGCUCCUCACUCCUCCCAGUUCCCCCUGACAGAGGCUCCUCUGCAGACGCUUCACAUGGACGUGUGGGGCCCAGCCCCCGUCCGAGGGCAGGGUCACGAGCGCUACUUCCUGUUGGUUGUUGACGACUACUCGCGUUACACCACAGUCCUCCCCUUGCGCAGCAAGGGUGCUGUCACUGAGGUCGGCGAUGCGUCUGCGUUCCGUGUCUGGGGAUCUCAGGCGUUUGUCCGCGACUUGUCUGCGGACAAGCUGUCCCCUCGUGCUGCUCCCUGUGUCUUCCUUGGCUUCCCCCCUGACGCUCCAGGGUGGCAGUUCUACCACCCCUCCUCUCGUCGUGUUCUGUCCUCCCAGGACGUCACGUUCGACGAGUCAGUCCCCUUCUACCGCCUCUUCCCCUACCGCACUCCUUCACUUCCCCCACCACCGGACUUCCUUGUGCCGGUAGACGCAGUUGACCCGGUCGAGGUUACUGGUGACUCUGGUGCUGCUGCGGGUGCUGAGCCUGGGGGUGCUGACUCUGGGGGUGCUGUGCGCGGGGGUGCCGAGCCUGGGGGUGCUACUGCGGAGGGUGCUGGGCCUGGGGGUGCUGACUCUGGGGGUGCUGUGCGCGGGGGUGCCGAGCCUGGGGGUGCUACUGCGGAGGGUGCUGAGCCUGGGAGUGCUGAGCCGGGGGGUGCUGUGCCUGGAGCUGCUGAGCUAGGGGGUGCUGCGUCUGGAGCUACUGGGCCUGGGGGUGCUGCGUCUGGGGCUGCUGAGCCUGGGGUUUCUCCUGGUGCUGCGUCUCGGCGGGAGCCCCUCUCUACACAGGAGCUGCGCGAGUGGUUUGCUCGCCGCUGGAGGCGUGCUGCUAGAGCUGGAGCUUCUUCGACCGUCGAGGGUGCUGGUGCCGCCGGUCCCGGAGCUGCUGGGCCUGCGGGUCCUACUGGAGCUGGGGCUGCUGAGGGUGUUGGUGCUGAGACUACUGCUGUUUCUCCUCGCGGUGGUUCUCCUGCUUGUGCUACUGGAGGUCCAGCCGCUGGAGGUGUUGGUGGCGCUGGUGCUGCCGCUAAGGGUGCUGGUGCUGUCCCUGCUAGUCUGGAGCUGCCGCGCGGCCUCGACCGUACUUCGUUCCGCUCCUGCAGCAGGUUCUUGCGUCGUGAGCCUGCGUCUCGUCCCGCGUCGCCUGUUCGUGCUGCUCGCGCUAGUGGUCGCGGUUCGCGUCAGCGUCCUCCUCCUGUCCCUGGCACGCACCGGAUGUCUCUGCGUCCGUCCACUGCUCCUCUGCGUGCCCCUUUGCCUUCUCCUCCUAAGUCCUCUCUUCCUGCGCUUGCCGACCCUGAGUCGGACUCCCUUCGUGCUGCCAGUCCUACUGUCACGCGUCUGCUUGCCACUGUCGUCACUGACCCCUCGUUUGAGUCCACUGCUGCGUCUGCUCUUGUCGCUGAGCUCGUCGACUUUGCUGCUCGCUGUCGUCUAGACUACGCUGCUAUUCUUGUUACUGAGUCUGCGUCUGUCUGUCCUCCGUCCGUUGGGGGUGAGUGUGCUCUUGGCACGGACGUCCUAGAGGACAGGCAGGAGGAGUUACAGUGUCAGGCUGCUGCUUCACCUCAUCUCGCGUCUGUACUGCUUGCUCCUGAGAGAGACCCGGAUGCACUAGACAUCCCGACUCCGCGCUCUUACGCGGAGGCCGUAGAGGGUCCCUACUCCUCUCAGUGGCAGGCAGCUAUGGAUGCACAGAUGGCUUCCUGGAAGUCCACAGGCACCUACGUUGACGCGGUUCCCCCUCCUGGGGCGAACAUCGUCAGUGGCAUGUGGAUCUUCAGGGUGAAGCGGCCGCCGGGCUCUCCACCUGUCUUCAAGGCGCGAUGA
Molecule: messenger RNA, 4011 nt
Organism: Closterium sp. NIES-65
Lineage: Eukaryota; Viridiplantae; Streptophyta; Zygnematophyceae; Desmidiales; Closteriaceae
Source: the annotation of a GenBank genome assembly